This is a messenger RNA of Aaosphaeria arxii CBS 175.79, 1585 nucleotides long. RefSeq lists its product as uncharacterized. Lineage: Eukaryota; Fungi; Ascomycota; Dothideomycetes; Pleosporales. Bases 106 to 1368 code for a protein of 420 amino acids. The transcript has 4 exons. The record is from RefSeq and is a predicted model, not a curated record.
ACUUGGUGGCGUUUUCGCGGGCCGCUGGUCGAAAUAAGGUUCAACCAAACUUCCCAUCUUUGAACAUAUCCUCCGAACGCGACUCUACGGAGCACUGUGUACACAAUGGCGAACGUUAGCGAGACGGUGACGAUGAUUCCCCCUCCAAAGGGCUAUGUUGUCGAUUUUGAGAACCCUCAAAGACAGUACAAGACAGAGUCUUACAUCGUGUGCUCAGUGGAGAUGGUGCUGGCAUUUCUUUUUCUGGCACAACGACUUUACACCAAGAUCUUCCUCAUGAAGAAGUUCCAGAUUGAAGAUGCUGUCGUCAUCAUUGCCUGGUUAUUUUGCAUGGGAACACAGAUAUGUCUACUAUUGGGCAUCUCAGCUGGUGCAAUUGGGGCGCAUGCCUGGGAAAUAUCAAUUGAUUUAUACGGCUACUUCAGCAGAGUUAUUCUCGCUGCACCGCUGCUCUAUGCAAUUGGAACCGCUGCGGCAAAGUGCGCCCUCUCCCUAUUCUAUCGACGCCUCAGCCCCAAUCAGUGGUUUCAAGCAGCUGUCUGGUUCACACUUUUCGUCAGUGUUGGUGCGUACACCGGGCUCUUCUUCGCUUUACUAUUUGCUUGCAAACCUAUUGCUGCAAGUUGGGACCCCCUACUUCUUCCAACAGCCGUUUGUGUCAAUCGCGGAGCCAUCUACAUUACACAAGCCGUCCUCGGCAUUGUCACCGAUUGCCUGCUCAUCGCGCUUCCGAUUCCCACGGUGCUCAAGUUGCAGAUGUCAACCCAGCUCAAACUAGGCCUGGUUGCCUUUUUUGCUGUCGGUAUAGUGACCAUUGUCACAUCAAUCAUCAGGCUGAUCAUCCUUCUGCCGUCGUUGACUACCAUGGAUCAAACAUGGGUGAUUGGAGAGGGUUGUCUCUGGAUUUUUAUCGAGGCUAAUUUGCUCAUCAUGUGCUGCUGUCUCCCCACCAUUCGCCGCUUCCUGCGGCACGUUGCACCAAGUCUUAUUGGUGAAUCCUCUUCUGGAUCCGACUCCAAGUCAAAUUCAAACGGCUAUUCCCGUAAUGGCGGAUUGCGCACUUUUGGUAGUGGUGGUGCGAAACGCACAUUCGACUCACUCAUGAAUACUGUCGAUGAGAGAGGGAUUCCACUGAACUCACUUGAUGAGGUGCAUAAUAUGGAGAAGGGAGGAGGCACGAGUACAAACGCAAAAAGUGUGACUAGGGACAGCGAUAGCGAAGAAGCAAUCUUGUACGAAAGAAGUGUACAGGUCACGUAUGAGAGCAGGCAAGAGGGCAACACUGGCGACAAUGAUUUGGGGAGACUAGGAAACGGGUGGACAAUGCCAAGUGCCGAUGACAGGCAUUCGCAAAACAAAAACAUCUAGAGCUGCUAGAACAUAGGUUUACAAGGUUGUAUAGUAGAUAGAUUUUCGGAGAUGAGAAUACCCUUAGUUCCUUAUUGGAACUUUCAUAUGCUUACAGCGUAUACAUGAAUAUAUACCCUUUCCUUGAGCGCAAUCACGUGUGUUCCAUCCACCACAUGGGCAUCAAGAAAAAUGUAACUACCCAUACCGAACAUUGCCAGACCCUUCUCUAAACCAG